GAGAUGACUAAAACACUUCUUCUUUCUGUUAUUUUGCUACAUUUUCUCCAACAAGGAAGCACGCGCAAGAAAUUACCUGGAGUUGAGCAAUAUGAAAUCGUUUAUCCAAGGAGGUUGCACACAGUACAUAAAAGAGAUGCAGAAAGGAACAAAGAGACCAAAUACGGUGACACGAUGGAGUAUGGAAUCAAAGCCAAUGGAGAGGAAGUCAUACUGCACCUAGAAAAAAAUAAGCAUCUAUUAGCUAGAGACUACACAGAAACAGUAUAUUCCGAUGAUGGACAACAAAUAACAACAAGUCCUCAGAUCAAGGAUCACUGUUAUUAUGAAGGCUACAUUCAGAAUGACACCGGUUCCACAGCAAGCAUCAAUGCCUGCAAAGGUUUAAGCGGAUAUUUCGAAACCCGCGGUCAGAAGUACCUCAUCGAACCCUUGGGAACUUCAGACAGAGAUGAACAUGCAGUCUAUAAGUAUGAGGAUCUAGAACAGAAAUCCAUAAAAACCUGUGGUGUAAUCAAUAAUACCUGGGAAUCAGAUUCGGAUGAUCCCAUCAAUGACAUCUUCAAAUCCAGCAACAGCCCAGAAAUGAAGGCAUACCUAAAAGCAAAAAAAUAUCUGGAAGUUUACAUCGUUGCAGACAACACUUUAUAUAAGAAGUAUGACGAAGAUGUUGAAACUGUGAGACAAAGGAUAUUUGGAAUAGUCAACUAUAUCAACACGGUUUAUAAAGCCUUAAAUAUCUACGUGGCUUUAAUUGGGCUGGAAAUCUGGACAGACGGUGACAAAUGUGCCCUGAGCAGUGUUGCAGGAUCCACUCUGGACAAGUUCUCAAAGUGGCGUCUAUCAGAUUUAUUACAGAGGAAGAGAAAUGACAACGCUCAGCUAAUUACGGGCUAUGAAUUGGAGGGAACAACAAUCGGAUUAGCCUUCCUAAAAUCCAUAUGCAGUGACAUAUAUUCUGCAGGUAUUAUUCAGGACCAUAACAGAAAUGAAAUCGCAGUGGCAGCUACCAUGGCACAUGAGAUGGGUCACAAUCUUGGUAUGAGUCACGAUACCGAUGCCUGCUCAUGUAGUGGUGAAGUCUGUAUCAUGACAGACACUGUCAGUUACGUCGUCCCCAAGGAUUUCAGCUCUUGCAGCCUCCAAAGUUUUGAGAAAUACAUGUUGAGCGACAUGCCGAAAUGCUUAACAAACAUCCCAGAAGUAAGCAGCAUCAUAGCACCUUCGUCUUGUGGAAAUGGCUUUGUGGAAGAAGGAGAGGAAUGCGACUGCGGUACUCCUGAGGAGUGCACGAAUGACUGCUGCGACCCCAUGACGUGCACGCUGACAGCAGGCUCCACGUGUGCACACGGAGAGUGCUGUGAAAACUGCCAAUUCAAAGAAUCAGGAGCCGUUUGCAGAGCGGUUCAGCACGACUGCGACCUGGCUGAGAUGUGCACUGGCUUCUCUGCAAAUUGCCCAGAGGAUCGAUUCCGUGUGAACGGAUACCCCUGCAACUAUGGCAAAGGCUAUUGCUACAUGGGAACCUGUCCCACCCGAGACAACCAGUGCAAAGCUGCUUUUGGACCACACGCUACUGUAAGUGCAGCUUCCUGCUACCGGAUGAACGAGAGAGGGGUGUAUUAUGGAUACUGCCGAAAAGAAGAAGGUAGUCACGUCCCAUGUAAAAAAAAAGAUAUAAUGUGUGGAAAGUUGUUCUGUAGCGGUGGGAAGGACAUGCCUGAGGAUGGGAGCCUGGUGUCUUUUGAGUCCUGCAAAGCAAGUUUUCCUGGAAAUGGAGAAGCAGACUCAGGGAUGAUUCUUGAUGGAACAAAGUGCGGGGAUGGGAUGGUGUGCAUCAAGGGAGAAUGUGUCUAUGCCGAAGACGUCUUUAGGUCAACCAACUGCUCUGCCAAGUGUCCUGGACACGCUGUGUGUGACCACGAGCUGCAAUGCCAGUGUGAAGAAGGAUGGGCACCACCGACCUGUGACAGCUCAUCAGCAAUUACCAGCUUUGCUAUUGUUGCCGGUGUGCUGGUUGUCCUCGCCGUCACAGCAACAGCCGCAGUGUUACUUAUCCGCUUAAGAGUAUUCAAGAAAAGCUGCCAUAGCAGAAGAGGACCCGGAACCACAAACCAAGUCUUUGUGGAUCAAGAACAAAGACACAGAGAACAUCCUGUGCUGGCAGUACCUGCCCAGAAGAUGAACGAUAAGAAACUUCUCCUUCCCGUACCCCCACCUCAGGAGACCAAACCACACCUUCAGAGCCAUGUCAUAAGGCCAAAAGGUCCCCCACCGCCUGUUCCCUCUACCAAACCAACCUCUUUGCACAUAGAACCGACUUUUGCACCAGAGAGAAAACCUGCUCAUCUUCCAGUGCCCAAACCUACACCUCCACCAAAGGCUUUAAAACCUCCAAUUAAUCCCAGAGUAUGAAGCACCUGAAGCAAGGCUGAUCAAGAUACUUGGAAUUUCCAGGAACAAUAUUUUUGUCUCUUCAUCCCUCCACUUUCGGAAAAGGCAACCAAGAUAGUCUUCCUGUUCUCUUUAAACAAAGAAGAAUUGACUGACAGCUGCUUUCAAAGGAAAAGGCUGGUUUUCAAACAGCAAGGAACUUGUCAGUGCUGACAUCAAGCUACUGUCCAAAAGUAAAGGAACCAGAGAAGCUGUUUGCACUGAGGUGUAGACCAGGAGGAAGCCAUGAAAGCUGCUGAAUGCAUCCAAACUCCUAGGCCACCACCCCGAUGUGGAUCAUACUGGGAUGCCCUGAGUCUCCGCUGUAUUUCUGUGUGGAGAAAUGAGAACGAUGCUUUCUCAGAGAAGAUCAGGGAAAGCACAGCUACUGUAUAUUUGUAAAUGGUAAACAUUUCUGUUUCUGAGUCUUUGCCAGCCCUUUCUUCAGCACCAAACCAGACCUCUUCCUUCCUAUGCAAGUUCUGGUAAAAGAAACACCCUUCCAGCCCUUCGGAGAAAAGCUGGUGUCCUUAAGGCCUGAACCAGCCUCGGAAUAAAGAGAUAACACACUGGAAAUGCAUUGAUUCUGGAAAGAUCCUAUUGGAUCGGACUGUCUCAUUAAUCCUUAGAUUACCGGUUAAACAAAAGUCCUCUGUUGAGGAGGUAGAACUGGAGAGAUGCUCAAAGGCAAAGCACUCAGGAGUUGAACCACUUAGCUGCCUUCAAGCACUUGCAGUCAGAAAAGCUCUCCAGAUGCCACCACUGCACUUGGACAGAGAAGUUUAGAAAAGCACAGUCAACAAAAUCCUUAAUCGUUUACUUCAUUUACCCCUCAGCUCCAGAAAUAUCUUCAUGCUUCUCCCUUCCAGGAUAUACACACCUCGGUGUUUUCAUUCAAUUGCUCGUGCACCAGGGCGUGUUAUUGUAAAGUUGCUAAUGAGAACUUGUCUGGGCUCAGGGGUUGUUUUUGUGGGAUGGCAUCGCAGCGUGAGGCUUUGCAAGCUGCAUUAUUACUGAGGGGUUGAUUCUUCAUUCCCUCUGGGCCGGUUGGCAUCAAUGUUGUUGACGCUAUCGGCCUGCUGGCAUAGAUGUACGUGAGCCUAUUGGCAUUGGUGUUCAUAAUACUGAGGGUCCUGGCACUGAUGCUGCUGUUACCGUUGGCGCCGAUACCAUUCAUGUGGUUGGCGUCAAUAUUUUGAAGUUAAAGUGCACAGAAGUGUUUUUCAAGGAACAAAAAUUUUACCAGGAAAAAUAAGAGAGAGAAACAAAAUUGCCCUGGACCCAAAGUACUCAAGAUUUUAUAGAGGUUCCAGUUUGAACUAGGUUUGGGAUUGGAGCAGGAUCAAAAUCAGAAUCGAUUACGCUGUGGCUCAGGAAGGUGAUUUGCAACCCUUAGGCGUAGUGUCUUUGUAGAGAAGACCACACAGCUACCCAACUCCCAAAUCAAGAUCUGAGCUCUCAGGCCAGCGUCGCGCACGCCUUCGUACCUUGACCUGUGCUUGGUUCUGACCACGACCACUAGAACAUCUCAAAAGCCUGAUCCUCAGAGAGACUGAAACUGUAUUUCACUUGCUAAAAUCCUGAUGCACAUAGUCGUGUUUGGAUACUGAACACACAACUGUACAGUUACUUUCCAAAUGCAGAGCCUUGUUGUUCAUGGCGACCGCUCUGAGUCUGUAGAAACCAUCAUCUCUACUAUACAAAUGGAUAUGAAACCCCAAUACCUUCUUUUUGGGCCAGACUUGUUUUGAGGUUGCCACUCAAACGCCGUAUGCUCUGCAAACCACAGCUGUGAUGGAAUCCCAGUCUGGAGUUUGAAGAGUGAGGUGGGGUUUUUGACUUAGGAUAGAUUUUAUCGGAAGAACGUAGCUUUCUUCCAUUUUGCUUCUUUUUUUGAGUCAGAAAUGGAUUUUAAAUAUCUGUAUUUGACUAUGGCAUAAAGGUUCAGAACUUAUUUUUUAUGAACUUUAGUUAAUGUACUUGUGUAAUUACUGUAUUUGCAUAACAUGUAUUUAC
This is a messenger RNA of Cuculus canorus (common cuckoo), 4449 nucleotides long. RefSeq names its product ADAM metallopeptidase domain 28 (gene ADAM28). NCBI's taxonomy places the organism in Eukaryota, Metazoa, Chordata, Aves, Cuculiformes, Cuculidae. Gene Ontology annotation, molecular function: metalloendopeptidase activity. The transcript is spliced from 24 exons. Bases 4 to 2415 code for a protein of 803 amino acids. Gene Ontology annotation, cellular component: plasma membrane. The record is from RefSeq and is a predicted model, not a curated record. Gene Ontology annotation, biological process: proteolysis.